AGCGAUACCGUAAAGUUUUGUUUGAGGGGUACACGGUCUGGUUGCGUUGCGGUUUCGACACAGCUAGGCCCAUUACGUACAUACUUCUUGUGUGCAUGUACCGUGCAUGCAAUAAGACAUGCGCGCACUAAGGCUCGAAGUCGUUGUGAACAGUAACGUUCAUAGAGCUAGAAAUAUGUAAUUUCGCAUCGCAAAACUUGAAAUAAAUGGUCUUAAACAUGAUUUUGCUUUGACAUAGAUAGUCUUGUUAUUGGCAAGGUGGGAUUUCUUCAAUUUUCUGUAGUUCUUAACAAGAUUUUGCAACUCUUCCGAAGGCAAAGUCAGGUGACGUUUUUGACAACUUUUGGUUUGGUUGGUGCAUGGUUGGUGAGAUCUCCUUAAUCUCGACCGGAUGCAGACCAUGAAUUGCCGUUUGAUAACUUCCGUGUUACUUCUGUUCCACAUCGGAACGACGUGUGUACUUUCCACUUUCACCAACGAGUUUGUAGCCAACAUUGAGGGAGGACCAGAAGUUGCAGAUCACUUGGCUGCAAGUUACGGUUUCAACAAUCUCGGAGAGCUGGAGAAUUUUCCAGAUCACUAUGUCUUCCACCAUCAAGGAACUCAAAAACGAUCCAUCAGACCCAGCACAGGAGACCACACAGCAAUUCAACAUGAGUCUGCUGUGAAGUGGAUUGAGCAGCAGAAGAUCCGCAAGCGAGUGAAACGCGACAUUCAUUGGAACGACCCCAAGUAUGAUCGGCAGUGGUACAUGAACCGCCAGAAUGCACCCAACAUGAACUUGGAGGCAGCGUGGGAUAUGGGCUACACCGGGAAAGGGGUGGUGGUUACCAUACUAGACGAUGGCAUCGAUUACACCCACCCAGAUCUGGCCAAGAACUAUGAUCCAUUUGCUAGCGGGGAUUACAAUUCCAUGGACAGCGACCCCAUGCCACGGGCUAACUAUGACCAGUCGAACAGACAUGGUACGAGAUGUGCUGGAGAGGUAGCUAUGGAGGCUGGUAACAAGAUAUGUGGUGUGGGAGUGGCCUACAACGCAAGUAUUGGAGGGAUAAGAAUGCUCGAUGGCGACGUAACAGACAUGGUGGAGGGUACAUCAUUGUCAGCACAUCGUGAUCACAUUGACAUCUACAGUGCCAGUUGGGGACCUGAAGAUAAUGGGGAGACCGUCGAUGGACCAGGACGUCUUGCAAAGGCGGCCUUUCAGGAGGGCAUCAACACGGGUCGAAAUGGCAAGGGCAGUAUUUUUGUCUGGGCGUCGGGCAACGGCGGUCAGGCCAGGGACGACUGCGGCUGCGACGGUUACACCAACAGCAUCUACACCAUCUCAGUCAGCAGCACGUCAGAGAGAGGCCAAGCCCCCUGGUACCUGGAGGAAUGUGCAUCCACGCUGGCCACCACCUACAGCAGCGGCAGCUCAAAGGAGAAGAAAGUGAUCACAACAGAUUUGGAAGGGAGGUGCACGGACGAACACACAGGAACCUCGGCCUCUGCUCCCCUGGCUGCUGGACUCUGUGCCCUCGCCCUCCAAGCCAAUUCCAACAUGACGUGGCGUGAUUUGCAGUAUGUGAUUGUACUGACGUCCCACAAUGCCAGUUUGGAGGACAGUGAUUGGUUCCUCAAUGGCGCCGGAUAUCCAGUGAGUCACCGAUACGGCUUUGGUUUGAUGGAUGCUGGGGCAAUGGUUCAGCUGGCCAGGAAUUGGAUCAACUUACCCCAGCAGCGGAGCUGUGAAGUCAGAUUUGUGCAUGGCAAGCAUAUCGGGGGCAAAGGGAGACUUGGCACCUUCACACUGGAUACCUCAUCCUGCGCCCAGGGCCCCACCUAUCUGGAGCACGUCCAGUCCACUGUGGAACUGACUUUCAGCUGCCGGGGUGCCCUCAGCCUCACCCUUGUCUCGCCGGCGGGGACGCACUCCAGGCUCCUGGCCCGACGUCCCAUGGACAAGAAACAGGGCUCCUUUGACUCCUGGCCCUUCAUGAGCACCCACUUCUGGGGGGAGAGAGCCCAGGGGGUGUGGACGCUACAAGUGGCGAACAGAAUAUUCCGGAAUUGGGUGUUGACCCUUUACGGCACCGAUUCCUUACCCAGCACCGCCAGGCCUCCAAAGCGGCCAGACGACAACAGAGACAGCGGCAGAGGCAGUGCCACAGCAGAAACCAAUUUGAAUGUCCCACGGGUGGCCGUCCCAAGAAGCUUGGAUUACUCCCCCUGCCAUCCGGAGUGCUUCAACGGCUGCUCGGGACCCCUCGCCAGCGACUGCUUCAAGUGUCUCCACUACAGAGACAGGAAAACAGAUGAGUGCGUGGCCCGCUGCCCGGAGGAUGGCUUUUACAACCCUCCCGCCUUGCACACUCGCUGUAAGGCCUGCGCGCCCACCUGUUUGUCCUGCGCCGGCCCCAGCAGCACUGACUGCCUGUCCUGCAGCCCACCCUUCUUCCUCAUGGAUUCUGAGUGCGUUCAGAAGUGUGACGAGGAGUUUUACAAAGAUGAGGAAAGUGCCACCUGUUUGCCCUGCGCGCCGUUGUGCCGCCAAUGCGAGGGGAGUGCCACCUACUGCCUGACGUGCAAACCACACGCCCUGCUCAACGCCGAGGACCACACCUGCCAGCGGGCCUGCGCCACCAACGAGUACCUGGACGUCAGCACCUGCAGGCGCUGCAGCAACGUCUGCUACACCUGCAGCGGCGGAGGCGACCAGGACUGCCUGACCUGCAUCCCCGGCCAGGUGCUGAAGGAGCGUACGUGCGUGGAAGAGUGGGUGUGCACCAAUGGCUACUACGUGGACUGGGACUUGCACGGCGGCGACAAAGAAUGCCUGAAGUGCCAUGUCUCCUGUCAAAACUGCAACGGGCAGUCCUCGUCGGACUGCACCGAGUGCAGAGAGGGGCACAUCCUUCAGGACGGGGCCUGUGUGGCCAACUGUUUGGACGGGUUCUACAAGGAUGAUUACGACAACUGCCUGGCCUGCUCUCACGGCUGUGAUCAGUGCACCGGCGAGGACCAGUGUGUCCAGUGUCACUCGGAAUUCUCACUGGUUGAUGGGCAGUGUAAGACAGGCUGCAGUGAGGGAAGCUACGAGCACGAAGGCAAGUGCCUGGACUGUCAUUUCCUGUGUGAGACUUGCAUGGGCAGUGGACCGGAAGCCUGUACCAGCUGUAAACGAAUGACCGACGAUCUACGCUACCUCCUAGAGGGCGCCUGCGUGCCCUUCUGCCCUGAGGGUCGUUACGAGGACCGGGACACCCUCACGUGUGGGGAAUGCGACGAGACCUGCAAGACCUGCACCGGAUCGGAGGUCAACGACUGUCUGUCCUGCUACCAGGGUUUCCAGCUCAACCGAGGUUCCUGCGACGAGCGAGAAGGGUCCCAUUGUGAGGCAAAAUGUAAAGAGUGCGUGGACGGGUUUGAAGACAGGUGCAGUUCUUGCAAUGCAAGCAAAUACCUGCAGGACUUUGACUGUGUGGACAGCUGUGGACAGGGCUACUUCACAGAUGACAGUAUUCGGAAAUGCGUGCGCUGCAACCCAUCGUGCAAGACGUGCGAUGGGCUAUCCAGCCAGGACUGCACCUCGUGCUACGAGAAUCGGUUUCUCUACGAUGACUCGACCUGCGACAGCCACUGCCCCUAUACUACAUACACAGACCGAAGUGACUGGCGAUGUAAGGACUGCCACUCCAGCUGUCGGUCCUGCAGCGGCCCCGGAGCCCGUGCCUGUGAGACCUGCGACGGGGAUCUGUUCUGGUCUGAUAAUCAGUGUUUGAGCGACUGCCCUUCAGGGACGUUUGGAGACGAAGGCGAGCAGCAGUGCUUGAGGUGCUUCCCAACCUGCGGCACGUGCGACGGGCCCUUCUCCGACGACUGCCUGUCGUGCAGCGAAGGCUUGAGGCUCGUCGGCAGCCGCUGCCAGCCCGGCGAUUGCCCGGCCCGGACCUACCAGGACGGAGAUGGAGGCUGCAGCAACUGCCAUGACACCUGUAUCGCGUGCAAGGGGCCAGGGGCCAGCGACUGCCAGCGGUGCGAUUACGACCGUUUCCUGAACGAGCACAAUGAGUGCGCCGAGGAGUGCAUUUCAGGCUACUACCCAGACUACGAGAGCAAUAUUUGCAGGCCCUGCCACAUUAGCUGCAAGACGUGC
Molecule: messenger RNA, 4138 nt
Organism: Acanthaster planci (crown-of-thorns starfish)
Lineage: Eukaryota; Metazoa; Echinodermata; Asteroidea; Valvatida; Acanthasteridae
Gene: pcsk5
Product: proprotein convertase subtilisin/kexin type 5
Biological process (GO): peptide hormone processing
Cellular component (GO): trans-Golgi network; Golgi membrane
Molecular function (GO): serine-type endopeptidase activity
Source: RefSeq, a predicted model, not a curated record